This is a messenger RNA of Rhinichthys klamathensis goyatoka, 598 nucleotides long. RefSeq names its product transcriptional and immune response regulator a (gene tcima). Gene Ontology annotation, cellular component: cytosol; nucleus. The coding region runs from base 107 to 409 and encodes 100 amino acids. Gene Ontology annotation, biological process: endothelial cell activation involved in immune response; negative regulation of Notch signaling pathway. Gene Ontology annotation, molecular function: Notch binding. The transcript has a single exon. The record is from RefSeq and is a predicted model, not a curated record. NCBI's taxonomy places the organism in Eukaryota, Metazoa, Chordata, Actinopteri, Cypriniformes, Leuciscidae.
CACUAUAAACUCCUCACUCUUCUCAGUCACAGUCACAGCCAUCAAAGCUGCUCAGCUCGGUCGAGUUGGCGACUCCAGCGCUGCUAAACAACACAAAAGCCGCAAGAUGUCGACCGACAUGUACUCAGAAUCUCGCCGGGUCUGCCCUUCGAUCCACGGCAACAAGUUUGACACAGCGAGCCGCAAGCGGGCAGUGGCGAACAUCUUCGAGAACGUCAACCAGGACGCGCUCAUGAGACUCUUCCAGAAAACGGGAGACAUGAAAGCCGAGGAGAGAGUGAGAAGCAUCUUCUCCUUCGCGCAAGACCCCGAAGAGACGGCCAGAGCUCUGAUGGCCCUCAAGCAGAGGAAGAAGGACAAGUUCCUCCGGAUCGCGGGGAUGCUGCGACACUUUCUGAAGCUGCGUUGAACGUCUUCACGCGAUGACUCGCGGCUGCAGGGUCGUUCAUUUCAGACCGCCGGUGUCGUUUACAACCUGGCGAUGACGGACACGUCCAGAGUGGACGAGAAAGGACCACACGGACAUGAAGGAAAGCCUCGUCAAUGACACGAGCCCAUUGAGAACAGACAUGAAGGACGGGACGCACAGUAUCUGGAG